This is a messenger RNA of Selaginella moellendorffii, 1353 nucleotides long. Its product is annotated as probable myosin light chain kinase DDB_G0282429. NCBI's taxonomy places the organism in Eukaryota, Viridiplantae, Streptophyta, Lycopodiopsida, Selaginellales, Selaginellaceae. Gene Ontology annotation, cellular component: cytoplasm; nucleus. The record is from RefSeq and is a predicted model, not a curated record. Gene Ontology annotation, molecular function: protein serine/threonine kinase activity; ATP binding. Bases 1 to 1353 code for a protein of 450 amino acids. Gene Ontology annotation, biological process: protein phosphorylation; mitotic DNA damage checkpoint signaling. The transcript is spliced from 4 exons.
AUGGUUAAGCGCGAGCGCGAGCGCGAGGAUAGCUUGGAGAACUACGUGCCCAAGAAACCUAGGCAAGGGAUGGAGUACCACACGGUCUUGGAUGAAAAAUUCUGUGAUGAAUACCCAGCGCUGGUAGAGAAAUAUAGACUAGAGAAGUCGAUUGGGGGUGGAGGGCAAGCAACGGUGUACAAGGCAUUCCGAAGGAGUGAUGGAAAGGUUUUUGCGAUCAAGACAGUUCAUGGGCCCGAUGGGCUGUUUGAAGCUCGAGUGAUGGCUAUGCUAGAGGUGUCACUCAAGGGUUUGGAUGAACAGGGGCUCGUCCACUUCGAGCACAUCAUACGAGAAGAGCCCAAUCAGUACGGGGAGGUGUACCACCUUGUUCUUGAGCUGUGCAAUUGCAGCCUUCAGGACCGGAUCAAGUACAAGGGGCAGCUUGAUGAGGAAGAAUCUGCAAAGAUCGUCAUAGCUCUCGCCAAGACGCUAAAGAGGGUUCAUGACAACGAGAUCAUCCACUGCGACCUGAAGCCCGCGAAUGUUUUGCUGAAGUACCCGCGGCCUGGGAAGUUCUAUGUCCCAAAGGUGUCCGACUUUGGGAUGGCUUGCUGGAUGGAUGAUCCGUGGAACGAGUGUGGGGUUGGGACGUGGGAUUAUAUGUCUCCCGAAGCGAUGUUUGAUGGACACUAUAUCAAAGCCAGCGACGUGUGGGGUUUAGGGAUGCUGCUUUACACUUGCCUCACGGCAGCUUGUCCGUUCUCAAAUAUGGAUGUGGAGGUGGUAUUUAAGAAUGCACGCAAGCGAGAUCAAAGUUUAAGGAACCUCCAUCACAAUUCUAUGGAUUGGGAUAGCAUUCCAUCCCUUUCUGCAAGGCAGCUUAUCCAAGGCAUGACGGAAUUGGAUCCCGGAAGGAGGCUUACUUUGGAAAAGAUUCUUUUUUCUCGCAUAGAUGAUGGUCCACCGUCGGCAACUGCUCUGCAGCAUCGUGCUGGCCCACUUCCAUUGAAAAGGAGAGAGCUCUUUAUUUCUUCUUGUUUCAUCUUGGCAAUAGGUGUUAUAAGCCAGAGCAGCGUCGCAGAUGAAGCAGGGGCUGCUCCAGACGCUUCGAUCCAGCAAAUUCUGCGAGGAUUUUGGAGCACCACCAGCUUGCUGCUCCGGAUCGCAACUGCAGUUCCGUGCGUCGCGUUUCUCGUCCGUUCGAAGGAGAGGAAGAAGAUCGCCUCGAUUGAUAUCGUUGCCAGAUGGUCCAUUUCAAAGAGAAAGGGAAAGGACGAGCAGAGAGAAAGGGAAAGGAGUGAGAGAAGGAGAAACCGGAUUGCCCUGGAGAAACAAAAUUUUCUCAGAGAUGUUACCAACACUCCAGGAUGA